AUGAGAGUUAAGGCCACUAAAUUCUGGGGUGAUUGCAAUAUUUCCGUGUUUCUCGCUGCUGUUGUGGCAGUGGCCACCGCCGCUCCCCAGUACGCAGCCCCACAGGCUCCUAGUCGUUAUAGUGAGUCAAGCGAAGAGGUGGCCAUUCUCAGACACGAUUUUCUACAGGGAGAUGAAGGUGGCUACAAACUUGACGUAGAAACUGCUAAUGGCAUCUCUGUAUCUCAGGCUGGCUCUCCCAGUGGUCCAGAGGGGUCUGUGGUCAAGUCUGGACAAUAUUCUUACACCGCUCCUGAUGGAACACCCGUCCUUGUGAAGUUCGUUGCUGACGAGAACGGCUACCAGCCUCAGUCUGACCUGUUGCCAGUAGCUCCUGCUUUCCCCCACCCAAUCCCACAGUUCGUCUUAGACCAGAUCGCUUUCGCUGCUGAGGAAGAUGCUGCCCGCGAACGCAGACCCUCGAGUCCAUCUGCAACCUACGGUGCUCCCCAGUAA
Messenger RNA from Cherax quadricarinatus, 495 nucleotides. Lineage: Eukaryota; Metazoa; Arthropoda; Malacostraca; Decapoda; Parastacidae. The record is from RefSeq and is a predicted model, not a curated record.